UGGACACUGAAGUCGAUUUAUUACAUUGCGUUGCGUUGGUUGAGCUUCCCGGCUGUGCGAUAAGAACAGCAGUGAAAACUGUUUUUCAUUUUAGAGAGUGGAACAAUCUGUGACAGCAGUUCUAAAAGAUAGAACAGUACUAAGAAUGGCUCUUAAUACCACAUGCAGAGGACUGUUAAAUAAGGGAGUGAAAUAUUUACAAACUGGUUUAAAUUUGGAAGAAGAAGGAAAUAUGAAAUCAGCUAUUAUGGCAUACAUGGAAGGAAUUCCACUUUUAAUUCAAGGGUGCUAAGACAGACCCACUACCUUCCCGUAUUCAAGAUCUUCUGAUGGCAAAAGGUAAACUGUAUCUAAAGAGGGUUGAGGCGAUCCGCAAUCACCUUGAAAAAGGAGAUGCUGUCCCACCACCAAUAUUUGUCAACAAAGAAGAAACGUCUUUUCAAAAUCUUGAUGAAAGCUCAAGAGAAAUGAUUAAAAUAUACCGUCAACUUCCAGAGUACACUCCAACUUUGAAUAACUUUCAUGGCCUUCCACAGAGUAAAGAGUUCUUAGAAGAAAAUAUCAUCUUACCUCUUAAAUUUCCUGGAUAUUUUGAUAAUCCUCGUAGAAUUCGACGGGGAGUUUUGUUUUUUGGACUUCCAGGUACUGGGAAGACACAUCUCUUGAGAGCCAUAGAGUCUUCCAUUUCUUGUUCUUUUUUACACUUUAGUAUGUCGGACUUUCUUUCUAAAUAUGUAGAUCCAGAAACACAUACACAGCGAUUGAAAGAUGCAUUUGAAUGGACCAGGAAAAACUACCCUUGUAUUCUAGUGCUUGAUGACUUGGAUGUUCUGUGUGAACCUAACUCUCUUAAAGAUCCCAACAGCAUUGCUAGUCUCAUCAAAAGUGAGCUGGUAAACCAGCUGCAGAAUCCUUCACCACAGCAACCAGUCAUACUUGCUGCUGCCCAGAAACCUUGGUACCUCACAGGAACGCUGCGUCGACGAUUUGAUCGGAGGAUAUUCUGUACGCUUCCUGAUGCCAAAGAUCGCACACGAAUCUUUGCUCAGAAUCUGGCUGGAGCCAAACAUACUCUCACUGAGGAAGAGUUACAAUCUGUUGGCUUGAAGACAGAAAACUUCACUGGUGCGGAUAUUAUUUGCUUAGCUAGACAGUGUGUGAUGGCAUCAUUGCAAGCCCUGCAGGUGGCAACCCACUUUGUAAAAGUAUCUGUGAGCAAGAAUGUGGAUGGUCAGCAUGUAAGUCAAGAUAUGUUGACCCCUUGUUCACCUGAUGAGCCUGAGGCCAUAAAGAUAAAUUUGGAGUUCUUAAAUAUUGAAAGAGUAUUGGAACCUGCAGUAGUGUUUCAGGAUGUGGAGAGAGCAUUGAGCAAAGCUUCAGCUAGCUGCUUAGAGGAAGAGAGAAAAAGGAUGGAUAAAUGGGCUGAAGAGUUUGGCCAAGAUGAGUAAAUAACUACGUAUUGAGGUUCAGCUUAAACUUUCUGUCUUUCAGACUCGUGUUUAGUUUGUCCCCUUUUCCAGAAUUUGAGUUUAGACAUGAUUUAAUGUGAAGCAAAUGACCUCUCAAAGGAUUUUUGUCAUAGGCCACAGUUGUCAUCCAGUGAUAAAGAUUCUGCUUCUGUAAUUACUCAGGCCUUGCCAUUUAACCUUUUGCCACAGCUCACUGAGUUCUGUCUGUAGACAUAAUUUCAUAGUGACUAAUGUUCUCCACUACCAACACCACCCACAGGGGAGAAAGACUUUAAUAUUUAUUUUAAAGCAAUCAUUUAAGUUGCUUCCCUUGAACAAUUCUGUACUCCACUCUGGUAUUGGUAGUAUGAACUGUCUUUAAUGUGGAAUUUUUUCCCAAAGAUUUCUUUCAAAGUUAUUAUAUACUAUAUUUUUGUGAAAUCUUUGAGUAAAUUUAGCUGGUUAUUAUAUGGUGCAUGCAAUAUUUACUGGGCACUGCUUUGGUUGUUUGCACAUAAAGUUUGAAAAGAAGUGUUCAUUUUAUGGCUUGCAAUAGAUAAUGUUAGUGCCAUCAAAAGAGAAAUGAAUCAGAAGUAUUAGACAAAAUAAAAGAGGAGAGGUUUUGAA
Pomacea canaliculata is the source of this 2075-nucleotide messenger RNA. Its product is annotated as vacuolar protein sorting-associated protein 4B-like. The transcript is spliced from 2 exons. Lineage: Eukaryota; Metazoa; Mollusca; Gastropoda; Architaenioglossa; Ampullariidae. Gene Ontology annotation, biological process: endosomal transport; vacuole organization. Gene Ontology annotation, molecular function: ATP hydrolysis activity; ATP binding. The record is from RefSeq and is a predicted model, not a curated record. Bases 330 to 1448 code for a protein of 372 amino acids.